GAUCCGGUAACUGGACUAUUACCUCCAACUGGAGGUCAGAGGAAAUUUGGAUCUCGAGAUUAUCCUGGAGAUGCCUGGGUUCGAGAUAAUGUGUAUGGAAGUUUAAGUAUGUGGAGCCUAGCACUGGCAUACAGCAAAAAUGCAGAUCAUGAUGACGAAAAAGCAAAAGUAUUUGAACUGAAGCAGGUGAGUGGUGAAUUUGAUGACAGAAAAUCAAUUGAUUCCAAAGUUUUAAUGUCUGUCAUUUUGCAUUUAAUAGGACAGCAUUAUUCCUAAUAUUUUUUACUUUUGUAAAAACAAACAUUGUUUUUUUUCAGAGCGUGGUGAAAUUAAUGAGAGGUUUACUGAUGAGCAUGAUGCAACAG
Molecule: messenger RNA, 365 nt
Organism: Paramuricea clavata
Lineage: Eukaryota; Metazoa; Cnidaria; Anthozoa; Malacalcyonacea; Plexauridae
Source: the annotation of a GenBank genome assembly